This is a messenger RNA of Spodoptera littoralis (African cotton leafworm), 432 nucleotides long. NCBI's taxonomy places the organism in Eukaryota, Metazoa, Arthropoda, Insecta, Lepidoptera, Noctuidae. The record is from the annotation of a GenBank genome assembly.
AUGUCUCAAAAAGCUGCAUCAAAAAACCCGAAGUCUAAAUCUACCGAAGAAGUUUUCUCUGGCUUUCAAACUCUUCGGGCUGAACAACGCCAAUUAGCAAACAAAAUUUCUGAGUUAGAAAUGGAUCUCAAUGAACACAAAAUAGUAAUUGAAACUCUUCGUGGAGUGGACAAAACACGAAAAUGUUUUCGAAUGGUGGGCGGUGUUUUAGUUGAACGCACGGUUGCUGAAGUUUUGCCUGAACUUGAGAGCAACUGUGAACAGUUGCCAAAAGCUCUUAAAGCAUUGGAAGAACAACUUACCAAAAAAGGUCGCGAGAUUAACGAGUACAUUGAAUGCCACGACAUUCGCCUUCAGCGAGUAGAUCGACCUGCUGCUGAGGCUGCGCCGGAGCAACCUUCAAAGUCCAAUGUUCUAGUAGCCAGUGGAUAA